AUGUGCUCCUGCCUCAACGACAAGAUGUCUCUCUCACCAACCAAAAACCGAGUGCAUGAAAAUAAGCUUUCAUCACCGCCAUCCUCGUUAACAUUAUCAUCGUUGCCCAAUGACGCGAUCUUGAAGUGCUUGCUCGGAGUCCCGAGAAGCUCUCACUUCAACGUAUCUCAUGUCAACAAGACUUUCAGGUCUCUUGUUCGCUCGCACGAGUUUGAAAAACACCAUUUCCGAUCCCUCCUCCUUCGCAAGGACUCCGUUUAUGUCUCCUUCUCAUACGGAGACAUUGACGGCCUCUUCCAAUGGUUCACUCUCCGUCCCAUUGAGAUUGAGACUGAAAAGAAGAAGACCAUUGAGUAUCGACUUGUCCCAUUCUCAAUUCCGCGUCCUAGUAAUGGUUAUGCAUUUUUUCCUACACGUGUCGUCGCCGUUGGGUCAGAGAUCUACUUCGUUGGCUGCGACUCCAAAGAAGACAUCCACUCCUCCAAGGAUCUCUGGAUUUUCGACACUCGGUCCGGGAACUUAACUUAA
This is a messenger RNA of Microthlaspi erraticum, 528 nucleotides long. NCBI's taxonomy places the organism in Eukaryota, Viridiplantae, Streptophyta, Magnoliopsida, Brassicales, Brassicaceae. The record is from the annotation of a GenBank genome assembly.